AGCCGGAGGACGAGGCGGCGGAAGCCGAGCCGGCGGAGGCUGGAGCCGAAGAGCCGCUCGCGGUCCUGCGGCGGCGACAGCCAGGGCGCCGGGGGCGGGAGGCGGCGCAGGCCGGCGCCCCGGCGCGUAAUACAACAGUCUGCACAAUAGGGAAGGAAUGGUCUCUUCCAUUCGGUACUAGAGAGACCAAAUUAUCGGGCAGCAAAGAAGUGCAGUACCAAUGUGUGGAAUGUGCUAUCCUGGCCGACAAGAGAGAAUGUUACUGUGAUAGCUGAGUUGCCUUUAACUGAUUCUCAGCAGGUAUACACAAAAGCUUUCUUAGAAGAUAGAACUGAUCUUCUGGUCAUUGGGGAAAUCACCUUCAACAAACAUCUCAAGAUAAUCAUAGAAUAUCAGAGUUGGAAGGGACCUCUAGGGCCUGAAGGAAGAGAACCACAAAGCUGAGGUAUCCAAGCACCAUGUAGGCAGCUAGGGCCCUUUCUCAGGAUGGAAAUGAAGGAAGCAACUGAGGGGAGGAAUGCAAAUGUUUCUGCUGAACUCUUAAAAUAGAGUGAUUUAGGAGGGCCUGGACUCAUUGGCUGAGUUCAAUUGAACCAGGAUUUGGACCACAGAGAGAACAAAAGGGAAUGAAGAGAAUGUAUUGGUGUACACAGAGAAGUUAUCUGCCUGGUUGGGAAUAUGCAUACUGUAUUCCCAGUCAUGCAGAGAACUAUCCUAAGUCCAGAAGGUAAUUUCUAGUUGGAAACACAAAUAUAUGUCAGCUUCAAAGAAGUUUCAAUGAUAGUAGAUACAUUUAAGCACCUCCUGGAAGCCUGAUGGGGGUGGGGGAGUGGGGAAUACAGCCAAUUAGGAUGAGCAGCUGUUUCAUCUUAGAUGGGCUGCAUUCAUGUUCCCUCUUAAUCAUCUAUUUGAAUCUAAAUCCCAACAUUUUUAUAAAUGUCAGGUGGGAAAUUGGCCACUUGAUACAGUUAUAUUUAAUAGGCACAUUUGUCCUCUCACGUACAUCAAUGUAAUUCAGGAGAAACCCCAGGGAAAUCAGCGGGCUUGCGUCGGUGUACAUGAGAAGAGAAUUCAUGUUUCAGGAGAGGCUGUUAAAGUAGUGAGAUAAAUCUGAGCCGUGUAUAACUGUAGUGUAUUGAGAGAAGCAAGAGGUCGUAUCACAGGGAUUAUCAGAAAUAUAGCUCUGCUCGUGCUCUGAUGCCUAGUGUGAAGAAAGACAAGGGGCAGAUACAGUGGUACUGGAGCAUCAUUUCAAUACACAAAGUAACCUCUGUCACUCAACUGUAUUGUCUCUAUUUUUCAGUGUUUCUUUUUAGUUAGCAAGUACUUGAGCCUUUUCCUCCCAUUGGUGGAAACCUUUACCAAUGAGCUCGGCUCAAUAGAAUCUCCUUUCUUGCCAGCAUCAAAGCAAGAGGAGUUUGAGGUAUUUACUCCAUCCGCAAAAUAUGGCCACAUCUGUAUUUGGAAAAAAGGUGUAUUUUUAACAAGUUAACGAGGCUCCUUGCUUGGCAUCAGCUAAUGUAUUAAAGCUACAACUGCCUUGUCUUCACCAGGAUUUCAAUGUGUUAGUUAACAUGUUUUAAAGUUGCACCUUUUCCCCCCAGUGGAGACAAAAACUAUAUUAUAGUCAUUAUUAUUGUCAUUAGGGGACACUGAGACAAUCACUUCACCCAGAGACUUCUUAAGGAGUCUGAGUGAGUUUAACUAGAAGUAGAAUGAUACAAAAUUAGCAUUACGCACAUUAAGUGGAUUAAAAUUGGCUAAUUGAAAGGACUCAGAUUGGAAAUGGGAAUCUUCAUCAAGCAGGUGUUAUUCUAGUUGAGGCCCAUGAGAACUGGUUCUUGGCCCUGCACUGCUUAACAUUUUUUGUCAGUGGCCUUGAAGAAACCAUAAAAUGAUAAACAUAAAACUGAGAAAGUUUACAGAUGACCCAGAGAUUGAGGGAGCAGUAAAUAAAGAAGAGGACAGGUCAUGAUACAGAGUGAUCUACAUCGCUUAGUAAGCAGGGCACAAGCAAAUAUUAUGAGUUUAAGAUGGCCAAAUGUAAAGUGUCCCUUCUGGCGUUAUAAUCUGUGAACUCACUCCCCUAGUUAAGACAAAGCAGUUAUACUGGAGCAUUUGUUAAACCACCCUUGAUUCUAUUCUAGAUUACUGUCAUCUUGCUGAAAACGCAAGUAGUCAAUUCCUUGCCUGUUGUCAUAGGAAGCUCUGUUGGUGGAUUUUUGCUGUUGGCUUUCAUUAUUUUCAUCCUUUUUAAGCAAUCGGCAAACCUCGCAGUGUCUGGAAGUUCAGUUCGGACGUGCAUCUAUUAAUAUUUGACUGUGAAGGGACUGAAAGAAGCCACCAGUUCUUCCAGCAUGGUCUCCUUUUUUCCAGCUUUCCCUAAAUCACUCAGCACCUUGUUACACUCUCCAUUUCUCACAGAAGAGAUUGCUGCUGUGCAGUGCCAAAGAACCCUGAAGGGGGUAUCUACAGUAAGAUCAUAUUUGGGUGAAAAUGUUUUCUUCGUUAUGACAAAUCUGAUUGUGACCCCAAAUCAAAGGCAGGACACAUGCCCUGAGAGUACUGGCAUUCGAGACGCACUGUGCAGCAAGAACAGGGACUGCCCUGCGGGGGAAGCUGUGAUAGCUGGCAAUGGGGUCAAGACUGGCCGCUGUUUGAAAGUCGGGAGCAACACCAAUGGGACGUGUGAAAUAUUAGCGUGGUGUCCGGUGGAGAAAAAGUCCAAGCCCAAGAAACCGCUUUUAGCGAAUGCAGAAAACUUCACUGUUUACAUCAAAAACUCGAUCCGCUUCCCUAAGUUUAAAUUCUCCAAGACUAAUGUGCUAAACACUGAUGAUGAAUUCUACCUGAAAAACUGCCACUUCAGUGCACAGCACCUUUACUGCCCCAUAUUCCACCUGGGCAAACUCGUGAGCUGGGCUGGGAACAACUUUCAGGACAUGGCAUCUAAGGGUGGUGUGAUAGGAAUUCAGAUUGAAUGGGACUGUGAUCUUGAUAAACCUCCUUCUGAAUGCAACCCUCACUAUUCUUUUAGCCGUCUGGACAACAAGUUUGCGGAAAAAUCCAUCUCCUCUGGAUACAACUUCAGAUUUGCCAAAUAUUACAAGGAUGCUGAAGGAGUCGAGUACAGGACACUGAUAAAAGCCUACGGAAUACGCUUUGAUGUGAUGGUGAAUGGCAAGGCAGGUAAAUUUAACAUCAUUCCAACGAUAAUCAACGUGGGCUCAGGACUUGCGCUUAUGGGUGCAGGGGCUUUCUUCUGCGACGUGGUGCUGCUGUAUUUGAUGAAAAAGAGCAACUUCUAUCGAGGCAAAAAAUAUGAGGAAGUGAAGUCCAGUUCAAGGAAGUCUUUACCAGGUGGAACAGUGAAUGGGAACCAGAACUCAGAAUCACUGGCUACAUUAGAGCAGCAGAGACAACUACAGACAGUUGAGACCUAAGGGUCUGUCAAUUGGAAAACACGUUCCAUAAAGACUACGGUGGUAAAACACAGCAACCAAACUUUGAGGUGGAGACACCCCUGGUCAGGUCUAUUGUAUCAUUUGGAUGCCCAAAGAAGUCAGUUAUAGCUAUUCUGUUCAAGAGAGCAGUUUGCUAAAAAUAUCACACCUUCUGACCUAAGGCAUUCUUCCCUGUCUUGAGCUGAUGACACCUGUCAUUGCUACAGAAUUUUUGUAUUAUAAAGAAAAAUGUAGAAGAAACCAGGUGACAUUUUUAUAUGCACAUACAUAGAUAAUCAGCAUUAUUCCCUAGCACUGCAUUGCUUUGCUAGUGAAAGAUCACUAUCAAAGAACAUGUGGCAUUUGACAUUGUUAGGAGGGUUGAGGUUGGGAAAACAGAAUCACCUUCUGUUCAGCUGCACUGCACUGCACACCAGUUCCCAAGUCUUGCAUGAUCUACCUGUAAGAGUAGAUUGAAAUAAUUUGGGCUGCUGUUGAGAUAAAUGAGAUCUAGCGUUCCAUUCAAUUUGUCUGUAGUUCAGGUAACAUCAUACUACAGGUAAAGUGACUCUAAAGAUGUUUUCACAGGAAGAGCACUUACUAUAUAGACCAUGGUAUCCUCCUAUUUCCAUAGAAGCACUUUACCAACCCCACUCCAAAACCAACCAGGCUCAGUGAUAUUUGCAGUUGGCCUGGCAAAGCUCUCAUGAGCAAAUAAAUAUAGAACUUCUGUUAAAUCUAGUGUUUAAAAAUACCAGAAUAACCUACAGUAAAGGGAUGGGGUUUGUCCCCUAGUAAUUGGUCCAGGUAACUGGACAUUUUGGGGUACAAGAAAGCAUAGUGUGGCACAGCAGUUAGCUGAUUAGGGGAAUAUUUUGAAACAAGUUGGGUGAUACUUCUUUCUAAGGAAGUUGACAAAUGCUUGUAUAACUGGCCUGAUAACACUUUUUUGUCUGAAUUUUCUUUUGAACAAACUGCCCUUGGAAGCUGAAUGUGGAAAGAAAGUAUCAAGCAUUCAAUGUGUUAACAGCAUGCAUCAAGGCACCUGUCAAUGACAGCACAUUCAAUGACCAAGCCUCCCUUCCUUUACCAGUUGGUUUCAUCUGCUUUUCUCAGAAACUCCCUUUUAUUGUCACUGUGCUUUUUGUUUAGCUCAUGGAUGAUUAUCCUCUCUACCUUACUUACUCAUUCCUGAAAGAGGAGGAAUUUGAUACUUCUGCCAGUAGGAAUGGAUAGUCACUGUUACUGGGUCAGGCAGGCUCUAGUGAGGGACAGCUACUGUGUCUGCUCUUUCGUUAUCCAUAGUUUAAAAUGUGGGGGUGUGGGAGGGGAAUAACACCAAUUGAACUUUGUUUCCCAAGUCAUUCUGUAUCUCCUAACCCCACAAGUUACAGGAUUUAUUUAAAAGUUAGAAAUCUAAUACUUAAAACUUUUUUUUUGCUCCAUUGGUUUUUGACUCUCAAAGCUCUGUGGCCUAAAUUCAGAUGGUGAUAUAACUUCCCAAAAAACACUAGGAAGCAAAAGCACAAAAGUCAAUUCUACUUGGCUCUGUGCUUCCUUAGGAUGAAUUUGACUCACUAGCCUUGGAUGAAAAUGGUAGGUGGUGAAGAUUAAUCUGCCUUGUUUUGAAAUAUGACAUUAAUAGUCCUACAUCAGUCUUUUCACUCAAUUAAAAAACUGGUGAAUGAUGUGUUAAGGUGAAACCUGACAGCAUUAGCUUGAUGCAAACAGGACUGUGUAAACUUACUAAGCCAAUAUAACUAUCUUAACCAUCUAUACUUAAGUAGUUUUUGAAGCUGAAACAAAUAUAAUACAAUGCUGUAUCACCUCAUACUACGGUAUGAUUCAAUCAAACAGCUCAUCAGAAAUAAAAACAAGGCAAGGCUAGGCCUGCUUUGUAGUCUAAUACUUUAACCUGCCCAAAUAAUGCUACCUUGUUAGAAAGAACCUAACUCACUUCCAGAGUUGAAGACUUUAGGUCCCUCAUCACAAAAUUUGAUCCCCAUUUUUUUUCUUUAAACUCAGUACAGAGAUUAUUCAUAAACAGUAACUACCGGAUUCUCAGAGGGUUUUUUUUAAAUAGAGUUUGAUAUUUUUCUUGGAGUUAAUAUACAGCAGUGGAAUUUGUCUAUUUUAGGCCAAUGUUGCGUCUCUUCUGUAAGUUGCAUUAUUUUAGAUAAUGGUGAUUAACCAUAUACAUGCUGGUUUCUCCAUUUUGUUUUUAAAAGCAUGCACAACAUUUGAACAAGCAGCAAAGAGUCCUGUGGCACCUUAUAGACUAACAGACGUAUUGGAGCAUAAGCUUUUGUGGGUGAAUACCCACUUCAGCGGAUGCAAGCAUCUGACAAAGUGGGUAUUCAGCCACGAAAGCUUAGGCUCCAGUACGUCUGUCUAAUAAAGUGCCACAGGACUCUUUGCCGCUUUUACAGAUCCAGACUAACACAGUUACCCCUCUGAUACUCAACAUUUGAACAGUACAAGUAUAUUAAUAAAGCUGCCCAUCUAAGCAUAGCUAAAGUGCCCAUGUUUAAAAGAUGCAUGACAAUACAGAAAAAUAGCUCUGACAGAAUUAAGUAACUAGACCAUGUUAUUUUGCAGGAGACCAAAGAUAAAACUAUUGUAAAUAUAUAGUAUGGCUGACAAUAUUUAUAGUAUCAUUGUCAAUUUCCCUUUAUCAUAUAUAAUGUCUUUGUUUUAAUAUUAAAUAAAGUUUAAAAUAGAGGGAAGACUACUUUAAAAAAAGCAUUUCAAAGUAUAAGUGGGAAAAUGUUUUACACUGACUGUUCUGUCACUGGUUAGUAAUUUAUGUUUUAGAAUAGGGUGAACUGCAAAAAUGCUACUGACUAUUUGAUUUUCUCCUUGUAUGGAAAUACUGCUAAGUGUAUAUCAGUGUGCUUCAGAGCCCUGUCACCAUACAAGUGCAUAGACUAUAUACCCAUUCACUAAGAAAAUGGAUGAAGAGGGAUUGCAGGGUCUAUCCUAUAGCUAAAAGCUACAGUUUACAGCUCAGUCGGUCCUUGAUUUUUCUUGCAGAAAAUGAAGUAUAUUACCACAAUAAUGCAUUGUAUGUUUGGGGAAAUACUAAGAGUGAGUCUAUUCCAGAUCUCUGGCUGUGUGUUUGUUCACAUUAGCUAUAAUGGAUACCUAUUCAUAGGAUACUGUGGUUUCCUUUGGCAUAAUGUAGUAUGGCAGUGGAAAGCACUGUGCUACUUACUACCUUUUAUAUCUGCCAUUAAAAAAAAUGCUCUGCAAAGUCAA
Caretta caretta (loggerhead turtle) is the source of this 6701-nucleotide messenger RNA. NCBI's taxonomy places the organism in Eukaryota, Metazoa, Chordata, Testudines, Cheloniidae. The record is from RefSeq and is a predicted model, not a curated record.